AUGUCCCUUAUUUCAUGCGAUUUUCUUUAUGAUAGGCGUUAUGGGUCGUUGAAUGCACUUGUCGUGGGCACUAUUCUGGGCUAUGUUCUUCCCCUUGGGCUGACUAUGUUUGUGGUGCUUUUCUUGGUGGGCUUUUUAACUGCAUUGGGCGUCUGGCUGUUUGCUUUUAUAAAGGGAAGAAGAAUUCAUGAUAAUAUUCUCUUGGUAACUGAUGUGAUCAAGAACUUUGGGUUGAAAACUACAGGUCCUGCUAUGGCUUUAAAGGUUGAUCUUAGGAAAGCUUAUGAUUCAGUUAGUUGGGAAUUUAUUCAUAAGACUCUCCAGGUUUAUGGUUUCAGUGCUCAAUGGAUAAAAUGGAUUAUGCAGUGUGUUACUUCCUCUAAGUUUUCUAUUCUUUGUAAUGGGGUGCCUACUGGUUAUUUCUCAGCAGGGAGAGGGAUUAGACGGGGCUGCCCUCUUUCUCCUUUACUUUUUACAUUAAUUACUGAUCAUUUCUCAACCCUUAUGCAUGAAAAAAUAGUAGGAGGGCAGAUUAAGCUGUGCAAUGUGGUUCAGAAGACUGGUUUGUUGGUAUCUCAUGUUUUUUAUGCAGAUGACCUUUUUAUUAUUGUGAAGGCAGACCUUUCCACUGCUAAGACAGUUGAUGAGGUGCUUAAAUGGUUUCAUGGGAUUUCUGGGCUUGAAGUUAACAAAGACAAGAGUUCAGUUAUAUUCUCUAAGGCUGUCAGAGGAAAGAGAAGGAUUUUACAGCUUUUGCAAAUGAAGAACGAAGUUUUCCCUUUAAAAUACCUUGGUAUUACCCUCGUAAACAGAGCUCUGAAAAGUGUUGAUUGUAAGGGGCAAUUUGAUAAAGUUAAUGCCAGGUUGGACCAUUGGAAUACAAUAAAUUUAUCUCUUGCAGGAAGACUAGAGCUUAUCAGAUCAGUCUUAUAUUCGUUCUUGUAUCAUUGGGUUUUUGGAUUUAAAAUUCCAUGGGGCUGUAUUAUUGCUUUGGAGAAAAAGUUCAAACACUUUUUGUGGAGUGGGAAAUUGGAUUCAAGGAAAAUGUCUCAACUCCAAUGGAGUCAAGUCACACUUCCUUAUGCAGAAGGUGGCUUUAAUUUAUGUAGAAUUUCUGAUAUUGAUUUUGCAGCUAAGGAUUCAAGUAUUUGGAAACAAAUUCUGGAGACAAGAGACUUCAUUCAAGAAAAUGUGGUGUUCAGGAUUGGUAAUGGUGGAUCUUUUAAUAUGCUAUUUGAUCCUUGGUGUGCAGAAAUUACUGCUGAGUUUGUUGCUAAUGUACCUUUGAAGGCUGGAAAUGAUGAGAUUAGUUGGACCCAUGGUGAAUUCAGCUUGAAAAAUGCUUGGGCUGCUUGUAGAACUAGGGGACAAGUGGUCAAGUGGAAGAGUUUGUGCUGGAAAUAUUGCAGACCAAGAGUUGCUGUGACUUUUGUUAUUAUCAUGCAUAAUAAGAAUUUAUCAUUUGUUAACUUACAAAGAAGGGGGUUUCAUGGACCAUCAAUUUGCCAUAAUUGUUUUCAGGCAGAGGAUACUAAUAACCAUCUAUUCUGUACUUGUGAGUAUGCGGUGGAAGUGUGGCAACAGGUUGUUAUUUGGUUAAAUACUACUGAUAUACGGUUUCAAGAAUUAAGUGUGUUUGUGGAGUGGAUGUUGCAGCUUACACAGGUUAAGGGCUUCAAAUCCAAGUUGUUAAAAGGGCUGUUUGUUGUUUUUGUUUGGAAGAUUUGGAUGGAAAGGAAUGCAGCUUUACAUAGUGGUUCCAAGGUUUCAUCUGCUGCUGCUGCGAAUGAUAUUAUUUGGGAAGUUUUAAACUUCUUUUCUCUUGGGCUUGCUGAUAUGCUCGCUAUAUUUGAUGUUGGGUAA
Cornus florida is the source of this 1863-nucleotide messenger RNA. RefSeq lists its product as uncharacterized. Bases 1 to 1863 code for a protein of 620 amino acids. The transcript has 4 exons. The record is from RefSeq and is a predicted model, not a curated record. NCBI's taxonomy places the organism in Eukaryota, Viridiplantae, Streptophyta, Magnoliopsida, Cornales, Cornaceae.